UUUGGGUAAUUUUCCACAAAUAGAAGGGUAUGUUCAUCCUUAUCGUUCCUUGUCCUUCUAUAAAUAGAUUUUGGAAGUAUUUUCAGAUUUGUGUUUCGCUCUGAUCCGCCGUCCGACUCCUUCUCGGACACAAUCUCUUUGUUUCAAUAAUUUGAUACAAGUUUGAUCGAUCGAUCGAUUUGGUUUUCUCCGAUUUCCGGUUCCGAUCGAUCCAGAACAUACUGCUUUUUUCUCUGAUCAAUCAGAUCCUUAGCUGUUGAGAUGGCGUCAACAGCUGGAACCACAGGAUGGUUAAGAGGAAAAGUUAAAGCUGUUCCUUCUGGUGAUAGUUUGGUGAUAAUGGGGAGCACCAAAGCGGAAAUUCCCCCUGAGAAGACAAUUACUCUGUCAUCCCUUAUUGCCCCUAGAUUGGCUCGUAGAGGCGGUAUUGACGAGUCAUUUGCCUGGGAGAGCAGAGAGUAUUUAAGGAAGCUUUGUAUAGGAAAGGAUGUCACUUUCAGAGUGGAUUAUACUGUGCCUGCCAUAGGGCGAGAAUUCGGCUCAGUUUUCCUCGGCGAUAAGAAUGUCUCAUUGAUGGUUGUUGCUGGAGGCUGGGCAAAGGUUAGGGAGCAGGGUCAACAGAAAGGAGAAGCUAGUCCUUUCUUAGCGGAACUGCUACGCCUUGAAGAGCAAGCCAAACAACAAGGGUUAGGACGUUGGAGCAGGGCACCAGGAGCUUCUGAGGCAGCCAUAAGGAACUUACCUCCCUCAGCUGUUGGUGAUUCCGGUAACUUGGAUGCAAUGGGCCUCCUCGCUUCAAACAAGGGUAGGCCCAUGGAAGCUAUUGUGGAGCAAGUUCGUGAUGGAAGCACUCUUCGUGUCUACUUACUUCCAGACUUCCAGUUUGUCCAAGUGUUUGUUGCCGGAAUCCAGGCACCAUCAAUGGGAAGAAGGGCUGCAUUGGAAACUACUGUUGGAAUUGAAGUGAGCUCUGAUGAGCCAAAUGGGGAAGCUUCUGCUGAGCCUAAUGCCCCCUUAACCUCAGCACAGAGACUUGCAGCCUCAUCAGCAUCCUCCUCUGAAGUUUCUCCAGAUCCAUUUGGAAGGGAGGCCAAACAUUUUACGGAGAUUCGUGUACUAAAUAGAGAUGUCCGUAUUGUCCUGGAGGGUGUUGACAAAUUCAGCAAUUUGAUUGGUUCUGUGUAUUAUCCGGAUGGUGAAUCAGCAAAGGACCUCGCGCUGGAGCUCAUUGAGAAUGGCUUAGCUAAAUAUGUUGAGUGGAGUGCAAGCAUGAUGGAGGAAGAUGCCAAGCGGCAGCUGAAGUCUGCAGAACUUCAAGCAAAAAAGACCCGGUUGAGGAUUUGGACAAACUAUAUUCCUCCUGCUACUAAUUCAAAGGCAAUUCAUGACCAGAAUUUCACAGGAAAGGUCGUUGAGGUUGUAAGUGGGGAUUGCAUCAUUGUAGCUGAUGAUUCUGUCCCGUAUGGAAGUCCAUUAGCAGAGCGACGAGUCAAUCUCUCAAGUAUCAGAUGUCCCAAAAUGGGAAACCCUCGUAGAGAUGAAAAACCUGCUCCCUAUGCCCGUGAAGCAAAAGAUCUUCUUCGACAACGUCUCAUUGGUCGUCAGGUAAAUGUUCAAAUGGAAUAUUCCAGGAAGGUCAUCCCGUCAGAUGCAGCUGCUGCUGCAGGUGGACCUACAGAUUCAAGGGUGAUGGAUUUUGGAUCAGUUUUCCUGCCAUCUCCCGGUAAGGGUGAAGGUGAUGAUGCCUCUACGCCUGCUCCACCUACUGGAACCAACCAGCAGGCAGGUUUAAAUGUUGCCGAGCUGUUGGUUUCCCGUGGCUAUGGCACUGUAAUUAGGCAUCGAGAUUUUGAGGAAAGAUCAAACUAUUAUGAUGCCCUUCUCUCUGCUGAAUCCCGUGCCAUCGCUGGGAAGAAGGGGAUCCAUUCUACCAAGGAUUCUGCACCAACGCAUAUAGCAGACCUGACCACGGGUUCAGCGAAGAAAACUAAAGAUUUCUUGCCAUUUCUGCAACGAAAAAGGUUGCCUGCUGUUGUGGAAUAUGUCCUCAGUGGACAUCGGUUUAAACUGUUUGUUCCCAAGGAGACUUGCAGCAUUAUGUUUUCCUUCUCUGGUGUUAGAUGCCCUGCCCGAGAAGAGCCUUUUUCUGAUGAAGCAAUUGCGCUUAUGAGACGAAAGAUAAUGCAGAGGGAUGUUGAGAUUGAAGUGGAAACUGUUGAUAGAACUGGAACUUUCUUGGGAUCUUUGUGGGAGUCAAAGACUAAUAUGGCAGUGACACUUUUGGAAGCUGGCCUGGCAAAGCUUCAAAUGUCCUUUGGCACUGAUAGGAUCCCAGAUGCUCAUCUUCUUAUGCAGGCUGAGCAGUCUGCUAAAAGGCAGAAGUUAAAAAUAUGGGAGAACUUUGUUGAAGGAGAGGAAGUUUCCAAUGGUGCUGUUGCUGAAAGAAAACAUAAAGAAGAGCUGAAGGUAACUGUUACCGAAGUUUUGGGUGGAGGCAAAUUUUAUGUCCAAGUUGUUGGAGAUCAGAAAGUGUGCUCCAUUCAACAGCAGUUAGCUUCUCUGAGCAUUCAAGAAGCUCCUGUCAUUGGUGCCUUUAAUCCUAAAAAGGGUGACAUUGUCCUUGCCAAGUUUAGUGCAGAUGAUUCAUGGAAUCGGGCAAUGAUUGUAAAUGCACCUCGGGCAGCUGUUGAAUCACCAAAGGACAAGUUUGAAGUGUUCUACAUUGAUUAUGGAAAUCAAGAGGUUGUUCCUUACAGUGAUUUGCGACCACUUGAUCCGUCAGUGUCCUCUGCCCCAGGCAGUGCUCAGUUAUGCAGCCUUGCCUACGUAAAGAUCCCAAGCUUGGAGGAGGACUAUGGGCAAGAAGCGGCUGUGCAUCUGAGCGAGCACACACUAAAUGGUCCAAAAGAAUUCAAGGCCGUAAUUGAGGAAAGGGAUACUUCUGGAGGAAAAGUGAAAGGGCAGGGAACUGGGACUAUCCUCAUGGUCACUUUGAUCGAUACAGAAACUGAUUCCAGUAUAAAUGCGGCACUGCUCAAGGACGGGCUUGCUAGACUGGAGAAAAGGAAAAGGUGGGAGCCAAAGGAAAAACAAGCUGCCCUGGAUGAGUUGGAAAAAUUCCAGGAAGAAGCAAAGAGUAAGAGGCUAGGGAUGUGGGAAUAUGGAGACAUUCAGUCAGAUGAUGAAGACACUGGUCCACCUGUUAGAAAGGCUGCCGGGAAGCGAUAAACACACUUACUUUGCUGACCUUGGGUAAGGUAGAUUUGCCAAAACCAAACCUGCAGCCUAAGAAGAGUUAAGCUAUAGUCAGUCGUUCUAGAGGAACAGAGACAGAAAACAAUGCGACUUAAAAGUUGCUUUAAAUUAGUUUUGUUUUGCUUUGAACUUUUUCUUCCUUCUUUUUUUCUUCUGUUUUUUUAUUUGUUAAAUUGAGAAAAUUUUCAUCAGGAGUUUGAGGCUGACAAUUUUUUUAAAUUUGUUUUUGUUUAUUUAUACAACUCUCAAUAAGGCAAAUUCCAUAAAGCCAGUCCAGUCUCUUUGUGGGGAUGUACAAUUUUUUUCCUCAGUUUAUCAAGCGUGCAAGGUCUUUUUGUUCA
Molecule: messenger RNA, 3596 nt
Organism: Camellia sinensis
Lineage: Eukaryota; Viridiplantae; Streptophyta; Magnoliopsida; Ericales; Theaceae
Product: ribonuclease TUDOR 1
Biological process (GO): mRNA catabolic process; regulatory ncRNA-mediated gene silencing
Cellular component (GO): cytosol; nucleus; RNAi effector complex
Molecular function (GO): RNA binding; nuclease activity
Source: RefSeq, a predicted model, not a curated record